Molecule: messenger RNA, 1703 nt
Organism: Rubroshorea leprosula
Lineage: Eukaryota; Viridiplantae; Streptophyta; Magnoliopsida; Malvales; Dipterocarpaceae
Source: the annotation of a GenBank genome assembly
UUCCUUCGCACUCAGACUCAAGACUCCAAUGAUCUGAAUUUUCUCUCUCUACCUCCUGUUUUUCUUGGGAUGGGUUUCUCCAUAACAGCUGCUGCUUCUUCUUCUCCAUGGCUUCCGAAAACCUGCCCUCCGAGAUUCUCCAAGUACCGAAACUGUUUUCCCCCAGCCGCAUCACCACCACCGUGUUUCCGUGUGCUGUGUUGCAGCGGAUCACAUUAUGCAGUCACCGACCUCAAAUUCGCCUUGCACGAUGCUCUCGAUUCCACUGGAAUCAAUACUUCUCACGCCAGAGAGGCUAGACAGGCCUUUAUUUCACAAAUAGAAAACUUAUCUGAAAUUGAGAGGGAAACCAGCAUUUGUAUAAAUAGACGUGUUGAUUUGGGGAGAACAGCUCUUUACAUAGCAGCAGAGGAUGAUUCUCUCAUUUCGCAUUCUUCUGUUCCUCUGCCUGUGGAUGCCUUUCUUGAAAGAUUGGGUGAUCUUUCCAUUGGCUAUUGUUCUCACUAUAACUCCUUGUGUAGGGCAUCACAUGAAAAUUUCUUGGACAGCAUAGAGAGAUAUCUAUACAUCAAAAAGGGCUUCCGAAGAAAUAGUUCCAAGAAUCAAUUGGACCGAGCCCUAUAUCUUCAUUCGGUCUUGACACACCGUUCUGGCUCUGCUGUUAUGCUUUCACUUAUAUAUUCAGAAAUACUGAAAAUGCUGCGCAUAUGGGGCCUUUUGGAUUUUGAUGUGGAGAUAUUCUUCCCUCACAGCCUUCAUGGUCUUCCAGGAGCCUAUGAUAAGCAAAAAAGUAGAGUCUCCGAUCAACCACAUAUAAUGACAACACAGAGGCUACUGGAGGAGAUUUUAAAAAACCAGAAGGAUGCUUUCUGGCCAUUUCAACAUGAUCAUAGUGAGAGUUUAUUCUUAAGGGCAGCAAUAGCUGCAAACUUAAUUGAUGGAUCAAAUGGUGUUGAAGAAAGUGGCUAUCAGCUUGCAUCUGCAAAGUUUGCUCAACAUAGGUUGGGAUGUGGUGUUUGGACCAUUGUGCGUUUUGGUGAUAUGAGACGUGCUUUAUCUGCAUGUGAACACCUUAUACUACUAGAAACUGAUCCAAAGGAAUUAAGAGAUUACAGCAUUCUCCUCUAUCAUUGUGGAUUAUAUGAGCAGUCACUGCAAUAUCUCAAGUUAUAUCAAGAAACAAAGAGCUCUUCAUUGCAAAAGCAAUCACUGGAUUCAGUCAGCAGCCUGGAAGAAGAUGUUGUGCAGAAAUUGAUGGUACGCCUCAACCUCAUUGCAAUGGAGGAUGGUUGGAGCAAACCAUCACGUGUCAGAAAUUUUCUUGGUACCAACUCUGAACCAUGGUAAAAACAUAUACGCUACAAAGUCUGGUACCAUUGUAAAGGCAGAGUUGAAUUUUGGUUUCUGUGAAUUGGAAAUUCUAAGAGCAGUAGUUUCUUGAAUUCAACUAUGCUUCUUGCGGUGUCUGUUGAAACCAAAAAAUAUUCCCAAAGCUGGGUUAGUUUCAAAAUGAGCGUGCAAAGCCUGAGUCAGAUGAAGGCAAUGCAGGUAUAGCACUGCACUUGAAGUUUUUAAACACCAAUUCCUUAUAAUGUACAGCACAAAGGUUAGAUUGUCAUUCAAGUAAAAUAUUUUUGUAAAUUACUGUAUCUGAUGUUAAAUUAGAAAUGUGAAGUUAAUUUUCACGGCCUUUAUAUUCAAGU